Daucus carota subsp. sativus is the source of this 939-nucleotide messenger RNA. RefSeq lists its product as uncharacterized. Lineage: Eukaryota; Viridiplantae; Streptophyta; Magnoliopsida; Apiales; Apiaceae. The record is from RefSeq and is a predicted model, not a curated record. The transcript has 4 exons. The coding region runs from base 251 to 658 and encodes 135 amino acids.
CGGGACAACAGAGGAUAAACCCAAUUUUAAUUAGGUGAUCAAAGCACCUAGAAUUGUGUGCAAAAAUUCAUUCGUCUUGUAACAAAGACCAGAGAGGGUAGUUUGUUGAUACGAAAAGCAGGCUCCCUAGAUUUUUGUUCAAGUGCAUGAACUCGUCACCAGCGAAUAUAUUCUGGAUUUUGCUUGCGAAGCAAUUCGAUCGAUCAUUGUUAUCAAACACGAAAAGAAAUCAAUCAGUUAAGGUCUGAUAAUGGAUCAAGAUGGGCCGUGGAGUUGCAACUUGGAAAUAUACCCCGAUUUUCGAGAGGAAAAAGUCAGUGAAGAAUAUACUCUCUGCACCGAAUCUGGAGCCGGAUCCAAACUGCCCCUUUACCUCUCUCAGUUGGCUCUUGAAGACUAUGACAAGAGACGGAAUGAUAUCAUCCGCGGAGAUACCAUGAAACAGAAUGAAAAGUACGACAUUCUGUCAGUGAAUGUUCUGAAGACAAUGAAAUCGGUUGAGGCAGAGGGUACAACUUACUUGAUCAACUUUGAGGCCUCCUUGCAAGACUAUAAGAACAAGAAUCCUCGAACCUUCCAAACAAAAAUUCUUAUGUCUCCCGUUAAUCUGCCAUCUAUGAAGGUAGAUGUUAGGUUCGUUCGGACCAAGCCCAGAUGACUAGAUGAGUACAAGUCAUUCUACUCUGCAACUGACUAAUUUAUGAGCUAGUAGUUUUAUGUGUGGUACUAUAAUGUAGCACUUUAUAGUUGGUCAGAUUGAAGUUUAUAUCAAACUUUUCUUCGUAAGAAGGCUAUGGGAAUUAGUUUCUGACUUUCUGUCCAGCAUAAAAAAUUAGAAAAUACACUUGCUUUUGCUUCUAUGAUUAUAAGAGAGAGUAUUGUUGUUCAUUGAAUUCUUGGUGGUUGGAUCGAAUUUUAUAUCAACAGUUUCUUCAUAUG